AAAAAAAAAAAGAAAAAAAAAAAACCUCCCCCCCCCCCCCCCACAAUCGCUUUAUAUGGUGUAAUUUACCAUCACUAUGUUGGAGCCAUUCCACUAACUCCUAGCUUGGUCCCUCUUUAGCUUGGUUUACCCCCCAGUUCACGUUCUGUUUGUUCCUCGUUGUUCCUCGUUGUUCCUCCCUUUCGGCAGCGUCAACAUUCUUGGUCUCUGGUUUUCGCCCUGAAACCCCCUCUAGACUACCGUCGCCAUGGGUAUCUUUAAGCGUAAAGACUCCAAGAACUCGAUCCCGGGGGAGAAGGAUGACCGUGAGUCAUUUGUCUCCGUCAAUAGCGCUCGAACUUCGAAUGCGUCCUUGAAGUCCCCUGGGUAUAAAGGAAGCGGGCUGCCUUCUUCCAUCCCGGAGUUGGCCAUCGCCAAUCCGCCGGAUCCAGCUCUGGACCCUGCGGCCUACUUGCGAAGCAUUCAUGCGGUUCGACAGCGAUGCCAAAUCAUUCUUAGGAGGGCGAAGAGAAAUCAGCUGAAGCACUUCGAUGUUGAUAUGAGCAAGUUUGGCGAAACGGCUUCGUAUAUCGUGUCCAUUAUCAAGAGAGACUACGCUCCCGACUAUUCAUCUAUUCCUCCUCAUGGCCGCUGGCAACAUUUUGACGUGGGGGGAAGACCCCGUAUUAACCAGUUGCUUCAAUCUUGGCCUAGCACCAUUGAUGCGCAGGAGCGAACCCGCCGACUGAUCGACCUCUUUGUGGUCUCGGUUCUCCUCGAUGCUGGUGCAGGGACUACCUGGUCCUACAAGUCCAAGGAAUCCGGCAAGAUUUAUUCGCGAAGCGAAGGAUUAGCUGUGGCGACGCUGGAAAUGUUCAAGAGCGGAUUGUUCAGUAGCGACCCCACAGAACCCUGCCAGGUAGAUGGUGCUGGACUGAAGAAGAUCACAGUCCACGUGUUGGCCAAGGGCUUCCAGCAUUCGGACAGCAACCAACUCCCUGGUAUUGAAGGGCGCGCGGGGCUUCUGAUCAGGUUAUCGGAUGCACUGAAUAACCAAGAGUUCUUCGGGGUAGACGCCAGACCAGGAAACAUGCUCGACUAUCUCCUUUCGCACCCAUCAACACUCGCCUCGUCCGUUCCCAUUGUCUCAAUCACAACUCUCUGGGCCGUGCUCACAGAUGGUUUCGCUUCCAUCUGGCCCCGCUCCCGAACGCAGAUCGAUGGGCUCUCGAUUGGAGACGCCUGGCCGUGUUCUGACUUGCCUGCUUCUCCGCCCGCGCAGCCUUGGGAGAAUAUCGUUCCCUUUCAUAAGCUUACUCAGUGGCUCUGUUACUCGAUUAUGGUUCCGAUGUCGCGACUGAUGAAGAUUCAUGUUGCUGGCAGUGAACUGCUCACUGGACUUCCCGAAUACCGCAACGGCGGUCUCCUGAUUGACCUUGGAUUGCUGACCCUGAAGGAGAUCGAUCUGGAGCGGGGACUGGCAGCUUACAGGGAGAACGCUCAGAUUCGGGGCCAGCCUAGCGUGGAAGUGGUUCCUUUGUUUUCUGCGGCGGACGAUGUAGUGGUGGAGUGGCGGGCAGUGACCGUUGGAUUCCUGGACGACCUCUUGGAUGAGGUCAACGGGCAGCUAGGACUGCUAGGCGCUGAUCAACUCACGCUCUCCCAGAUGCUUGAAGCGGGUACUUGGAAGGUGAAUACUCCGUGCUUCCCAGUCCUUUCGCACCAAUGUUCUUGUCUUAACGAUAAUACGCAGGGUGGCCGUGAAAUUGCCGAAGUCUCCAGACCAAAUACAAAAGAGCCUCCGAUUAUGAUACGCUCCGAUGGCACCGUGAUCUGAUUUUUUCGCAUAUCCCUUCGAAUUUCCUG
Molecule: messenger RNA, 1845 nt
Organism: Aspergillus ochraceoroseus IBT 24754
Lineage: Eukaryota; Fungi; Ascomycota; Eurotiomycetes; Eurotiales; Aspergillaceae
Product: URC4/urg3 family protein
Exons: 3
Coding region: 248-1816 (522 amino acids)
Source: RefSeq, a predicted model, not a curated record